Polyodon spathula (Mississippi paddlefish) is the source of this 2354-nucleotide messenger RNA. It is a transcript of the gene alox5a, whose product is annotated as arachidonate 5-lipoxygenase a. Gene Ontology annotation, cellular component: nuclear envelope. The transcript has 14 exons. Gene Ontology annotation, biological process: lipid oxidation; linoleic acid metabolic process. The record is from RefSeq and is a predicted model, not a curated record. NCBI's taxonomy places the organism in Eukaryota, Metazoa, Chordata, Actinopteri, Acipenseriformes, Polyodontidae. Gene Ontology annotation, molecular function: arachidonate 5-lipoxygenase activity; protein binding; iron ion binding. Bases 55 to 2079 code for a protein of 674 amino acids.
AAGCCAGAGCAGGCAGUGGUUGAAAACACUAAUUGGGUUCCAUUUCAUUUCAAGAUGCCUAGUUACACAGUAACAGUGGCCACUGGCAGCCAGUGGUUUGCUGGGACAGAUGAUUAUAUUUAUCUAACCCUAGUGGGAUCUGAGGGCUGCAGUGAGAAGACCCUCCUGGAUAAAGCAUUCUACAACGACUUUGAAAGAGGAGCAGUCGACUCCUAUGAUGUGAACGUGGCUGAAGAGCUUGGUGAAAUUCAACUUGUGAAGAUUGAGAAACGGAGGUACUGGGUUCAGGAUGACUGGUACUGCAAGUACAUCACAGUGAAAACCCCCGGAGGAGACUAUGUGGAGUUUCCGUGUUACAGAUGGGUCGGCGAUGAGCAGGAGAUUGUUCUCAGAGAUGGGAAAGCUAGGUUGCCAAAGGAUGAUGUAACACAAGUUGCAAAACAGCACAGGCGCAAAGAGCUUGAGGAGAGACAAAAGCUGUACAAGUGGAUGGAAUGGCACCCAGGUUUCCCUCUAAGUAUUGAUGCCAAAACUUGCAAGGAUUUGCCUCGUGACAUUCAGUUUGACAGCGAGAAGGGAGUGGAUUUCAUCCUGAACUACACCAAAGCGAUGGAGAACCUCUACGUGAAUCGUUUCAUGCACAUGUUCCAGUCUUCCUGGAGUGACUUUGCAGACUUUGAGAAGAUCUUUGUUAGGAUCAGUAACACAAUAUCAGAAUAUGUCAUGCAGCACUGGCAGGAGGAUUUCAUGUUCGGGUACCAGUACCUGAAUGGCUGUAAUCCGGUCCUGAUUCAGAAGUGCACCAAGCUGCCUGACAAGUUCCCUGUCACCACUGAAAUGGUGGACUGCAGCCUGGAGCGCAACCUGACCCUGGAGGAAGAAAUAAAGGAGGGCAAUGUCUACAUAGCAGACUACAGCCUUCUGGAUGGGGUCUCUGCCAACUCAACUGAUCCCUGCACCAUCCAGUAUUUGGCUGCUCCAAUCUGCCUCUUGUACAAGAACUUGCAGAAUAAGGUCCUCCCCAUUGCCAUUCAGCUGGCCCAGACACCUGGAGAAAACAAUCCCAUUUACCUGCCCAGUGAUGAGAAAUAUGAUUGGAUGCUGGCGAAAAUCUGGGUGCGUUCUUCAGAUUUCCACAUUCACCAGACUGUCACCCACCUCCUGCGCACCCAUCUCAUUUCAGAAGUGUUUGGGAUAGCUAUGUACCGCCAGCUGCCAGCCGUCCACCCCCUAUUCAAGCUGAUUCUUCCCCAUGUGAAAUUUACAAUAGCGAUCAACACCAAGGCUCGGGAGCAGCUGAUCUGUGAGUGCGGCCUGUUUGAUAAGGCAAACGCUACAGGUGGUGGAGGACAUGUUCAGCUAGUGCAGAGGGCCAUGAAACAUUUCACAUUCUCAUCUCUCUGUUUCCCUGAAGAAAUACGAAUGAGAGGCAUGGAAAGCAAGGAGGAGCUCCCGUAUUACUUUUAUAGGGAUGAUGGAAAUAUGGUGUGGGAGGCCACCAAGAGCUUUGUUUCAGAUGUUGUGAACAUCUAUUAUGACAGCGAUGAGACAGUUAGCACAGAUGUCGAACUCCAGGCUUUUGUUAAAGAUGUGUGCAUCUUUGGACUCAACGGCAAUGAAGAUUUAGGAUUUCCCAAGACUGUCGUGACCCGGGAUAAACUGACAGAGUACUUGACUGUGAUUAUCUUCACUGCCUCAUCACAGCAUGCUGCAGUCAAUUUCGGACAGUUUGAUUGGUGUUCCUGGAUUCCGAACUCUCCCCCGACCAUGAGGCACCCCCCACCCACAGAGAAGGGUGUGGUCACCAUCAACUACAUCAUCGAGAGCCUUCCGGACCGAGGGCGCUCCUGCUGGCACCUGGGUGCUGUGUGGGCCCUCAGUCAGUUCCAGGAAAACGAACUUUUCCUAGGCAUGUACCCAGAUGAACAUUUCAUUGAGAAACCUGUGAAAAACGCCAUGAAGCAAUUCAGGAAGAAACUGGAUGAGAUCUCCUCCAUCAUAAAAGAAAGAAACAAGAAUAAGAAGCUCCCCUAUUACUAUUUCUCACCAGACAGAAUCCCAAAUAGUGUUGCUGUGUAAAUGAAGAAUGAAUGACAACAACCACCUGGAAAUUAUCUGGCCUGUAGAAAGUGUGCACUUCUUUAAAAGUGAAGUUUAAUGUUGUUUCUUUUUUCUUUUCUUUCUUUCAAAUCGGACGUAGGCAUAUUGUAUUGACAUUUUCUUGAUUUAAAAAUUAAGGCCAUUUUAAAAAAAAAAAUCUAUUAACUCUGCCUAUUUAGCUUUAGUUUCAAAGCAUGUUGUGUUUGGAUUAUAUGUCAAUAUUAUAUAAAAAGAAGCUGAAUUUAGUAGGAUUA